CGCGCCUCCCGCUCUCCCCCCGAGCGAGGCCGCGAGGCGGGCGCGGGUCUGACGAGGGCCGCCCAAAGAACCCGCCUCCCCCGGCUGACGUGACUUAGAGCCCGCGCGGGCGAAUAUUUUCUCCUGCCCUUUGGCGCCACCUAGUGGUGCCCGCCCCGCGUCGCGGCGGUCCCACUGCCGGAGCACGUCAUGGAGACGGAAGCGGCGGUUGAUGGCUCGAAGGAGGCUGCAUUGGCGGGGUCUAUCGCAGGGCUAACGGAGUCUUUCAUAUCUCUGGAAAAGGCAAGGGAGAGCGAAAGCUCGGUGGAGUCCGCUACAGCAACGCUUUCCUUCCCAGCCCCGGAGAAUGGCGGCGACUGCGCAGACGGGCUCUGGGAGCUGCCGGUAGAGCAAGCCUUGAGGAGGCCGGAAUGCAGCCGCUGCAGCCGUCCCCAGAAGGUCUGCUUAUGUCCAUUUUUGCCAGUACAUCCUCUACAUAUCUCUACCAACCUAUAUAUAAUUCAGCAUCCAGCAGAGGAAAACAAAGUAUUACGAACAGUACCUCUGCUUGCUGCAUGCCUUCCCCAGGACAAGGUUAAGGUCAAGAUUGGUCGACGCUUCAGUGAAGAAAGAGAUCCUGAACUUUCAGCUAUUUGCCGAAAUCCUGGCACAUUAAUUUUGUAUCCUGGUGCUGAAGCAAUUAAUUUGGAAGAAUUGAUAUCUAAUUCUCCUAAUCAUCUUUCUACUAUCAUCAUCAUUGAUGGGACUUGGAGCCAGGCUAAAGAUAUUUUCUACAAGAAUUCCCUGUUUCGACUUCCUAGACAGGUACAAUUAAAAACCAGUGUUUCUAGUCAAUAUGUGAUUCGGACACAACCAACCAAUAGGUGCCUCUCUACACUAGAAUGUGCAGCUGUUGCACUUUCUAUCUUGGAGAAAAAUGAUCACAUUCAAGAGACAUUGCUUCGACCCCUUCAAGCUUUGUGUUCUUUCCAGCUUCAGCAUGGUGCUCAGAUUCGUCUCAGCAAGGAACACCUCUUGAAAAAUGGUCUAUAUCCUAAGCCCAUGCCAAAGAAUAAACGCAAACUAAGGAAAAUGGAGCUCUUAAUGAAUAGUGUUAAAAUUUAGGAAAUUAUUCUUGUGGUAUUAGUAUAUAUAUAUAAAAUAUUCAAUUGCAACUUAUAACACCAAGCUAAUUUUUCAGCCUACAAAUAACUCUGUGAAUUGUUGACUGAGACAAAAAAAAAAAACUUAAGAGAAAUUAUAUAAGAAGAAUCUUUUCCAGAGUUGGAAAAUGAAAGUUAUUGUUUUUUUUUUUAAAAGAAAAAUGAUAACAAAAUUUAAAAGCAUGAUUUUAAUUUUCAAAAAUGUCUAUUAAUUUUUGUAUCUCCUGAAAUGAAAAACAGUUAAUUGCUGUUCUAGAUUGACAAUGUCCAUUCAAGGAAUUACCUUUAUAAAGAGAGGAAAAUUCUUACAACUAACUUAAGCAAUAUUGUUUUAGAUACUGUAUAAUAUUUGGUAAAGAUUCCGCAGUAGGGAAGGCCUGCAUCAAUUUUCCAGUUUUGUACAGGAACUUUAUAGAUGUUGGUCAAUAGCUUAAAAACAAACAAAAUCAAGUAAAUUAUAGCAUAUUAAAAUCUGGGUAUUUUUAUUUUAAUAACAAUUCUAACAGAGUAAGGAAAUUUCAUUUUCCUGCUAAAUUUAGAUACAAUUAAUAGUGGGAUAUAAGUACUUUAAUAUUGGUAGAGACUUCAAUUUCAUAUUUUAGGGGUUGCAUAUAGUUUGGAAAAUUAAUGUACAUUUUUAGUUGUCAUUUUCAGGGAGAGUUUCUCUUUUUCAGUUUUUAGAUUUGUUAAUUAACCUUAGGCCAUGUUUUGUAAAGUUUUCAUAAGUAAGAAAAGUGUCUAUGCCAUUUUAAUGGAAUAACAUGAAUGUCUUUAGGAGCAUUGGCAUAUAAAGGAUCAACUUUUUCAAAAAUCUAAGAGGGAACUCUCUGUAGAAAGAAGUGAAAUUCUACCACUUUGGAAAAACAUGUAUGAAAUUUCAUAGAGAAUGUUUGAACUUCAUAUUUUGUGAAUUAAAUACAUCCUUUAGAUAGGCCUUUAAAAGAAAUAUUUUUGUGUAAAUUUAUGUUUAAUUUAAAUCAUAUGCACAAAUAUGAUUUGACAAUAAAACAAAAUUGCGUUUCCUUA
Messenger RNA from Sarcophilus harrisii (Tasmanian devil), 2168 nucleotides. It is a transcript of the gene DTWD2, whose product is annotated as DTW domain containing 2. The record is from RefSeq and is a predicted model, not a curated record. The transcript has 6 exons. Bases 190 to 1104 code for a protein of 304 amino acids. Lineage: Eukaryota; Metazoa; Chordata; Mammalia; Dasyuromorphia; Dasyuridae.